CAAAGAGUGAUGCCGUGGUAGAAUCUCCGCGUCGUCUGAGCAAGCAAGUAGUAGGCAAGCAAGCGAGUGCAGAAAAAAACCCUAAAACCCGAAUCAAAGAGCAAUUGGACCAUCACUCUGGCAUUGGGUGAAGUGAGAAGCGUGAUCAAUGGGUGCGAGUCGAAAGCUCCAGGGAGAGAUAGAUCGUGUUCUCAAGAAGGUUCAGGAGGGUGUGGAAGUCUUCGAUAGCAUCUGGAACAAGGUUUACGACACGGACAAUGCUAACCAGAAGGAGAAAUUUGAAGCGGACCUCAAGAAAGAGAUUAAGAAGCUACAGAGAUAUAGAGACCAAAUCAAGACGUGGAUUCAGUCCAGUGAGAUCAAGGACAAGAAGGUUAGUGCCUCAUAUGAACAAGCUUUGGUGGAUGCACGCAAGCUAAUUGAACGAGAAAUGGAAAGAUUUAAGAUAUGUGAGAAGGAAACAAAGACCAAAGCAUUUUCUAAAGAAGGCUUAGGUCAGCAGCCUAAGACUGAUCCGAAAGAGAAAGCUAAAUCAGAGACAAGGGACUGGUUAAACAAUGUGGUUGGAGAGUUAGAAUCACAGAUUGAUAACUUUGAAGCAGAGCUUGAAGGGCUUUCUGUUAAGAAGGGAAAGAGCAGGCCACCCAGAUUGACACACCUAGAGACAUCAAUUACUCGGCACAAGGCUCAUAUAAAAAAAUGUGAAUUCAUUUUGAGGCUACUAGAUAAUGAUGAAUUAAGUCCUGAGCAGGUUAAUGAUGUUAAAGAUUUCUUGGAUGACUAUGUUGAGCGUAAUCAGGAGGAUUUUGAUGAGUUUAAUGAUGUUGAUGAACUGUACAGUUCAUUACCUUUAGACAAGGUGGAGACCCUAGAAGAUCUUGUUACAAUUCCCACUGGUCUUUCUAAGGUGGCACCUAGUCUUGGCGUGAAAAAUUCUUCAGCAGUAUCAACAUCACAAUCAGCAUCAGCAUCUGCAUCACAAACAUCUGAGCAAGCUGAUGACACAGCAUCCCAGGAUAGCAAUUCUGACAAUGUUGCCAAAACUCCACCUCCUAAAAGUGGUGGAAUUGGUUCUACUGCUUCAACUCCUACUGGCAACCACACUUCUCCGAUUUCUGUGAAUGUUUCUAGUCAUACCUUGUCUAGUCCGCCUGCUGUUGCAGCCAUACCUAGUUCAAAUUCCGUGCGGAAUGUCUUGGAGAAUAGUAAUGUUAGCAAUUCAUCUUCUGUAAAUCAGCCUACCUCUACAAAGGAAGAAGACAUUAAUAGCUUCCCUAGCCGGAGACCAUCUCCAUCACUUUCUGAUGCAACACUUUUGAGGGGAAGAAACUCUCUAUCAAAUCAAGCAACAGCCAGCAUCCCUCUUGGUUCUGCAAACAUGGUCCCAAGCAAUGGGGCCCUUGGAUCAGUCUCUUCAGCCUCUGAAAUAGCUAAAAGGAAUAUGUUGGCAGCUGAUGAUAGACUUGGAAGUAGUGCGAUGGUGCAGCCUCUUGUAUCCCCGAUAAGUAAUAGAUUGAUCUUGCCUCAGGCUGCAAAGGCUAAUGAUGGAACUGUUUCAGUUGACUCUGGUGCUGUUAAUGAUGCUGCCACAGCUGUAUCUGGGAGAGUUUUUUCCCCUUCUGUGGUUCCUGGCAUGCAAUGGAGACCAGGAAGUCCCUUUCAGAAUCAGAGUGAUGCAGGCCAGCUUCGUGGAAGAACUGAAAUAGCUCCCGAUCAAAGAGAAAAGUUUUUGCAGAAGUAUCAGCAAGUGCAACAAGGGCACAGUACCCUUCUUAACAUGCCUUCUCUUGUUGGGGGAAACCAUAAGCAGUUUUCUGCCCAGCAGCAAAACCCCCUUUUGCAACAGUUUAACUCUCAUGGCUCAUCUGUUUCUUCUCAAUCUGGUAUUGGACUUGGGGUCCAGUCCACUAGUCUCAGUGGUAUUUCUUCUGCAUCACUACAGCAGCCACCCAAUUCUGUCCAUUCCCCCUCUAGUCAACAGUCACUGAUGCCAGGUGUUUCUAAAGAUUCAGACGGUGGCAAUUCUAAGAGUGAAGAACAGCAGCAACAUCAGAACUUUCCUGAUGAGCCAACAACUGAAUCUACUGCUAGCAAUGUGAUUGGCAAGAAUCUCAUAAAUGAAGAUGAUUCAAAGUCAGCAUAUGCUGUAGAUUCUCCUGUAUGCCACGUAGGAGUGUCUGCCUCUCUUCCAGAAUCUGCUCAAACUUCCAGAGAUAUUGAUUUGUCUCCCGGCCAACCAUUACAAUCCAAUCAACCUACUGGCAACCUUGGUGUCAUUGGUAGAAGAAAUGGUGCUGAACAUGGAGCAAUUGGUGAUAGUUUUAGUGCAUCCAGUGUUAGUUCUGGUGGAGUGCGUGAUCAGUUGUAUAAUUUGCAAAUGCUUGAGGCAGCCCACUUCAAAAUUCCCCUACCCAAAGACUCUGAACGGCCCAGGAGUUAUACACCUAAGCAUCCGACAAUUACACCUCCAAGUUAUCCUCAAGUACAGUCACCUAUUGUUAAUAAUCCUGCCUUUUGGGAGAGAGUGGGUCUGGAACCAUUUGGCACUGAUACUCUAUUCUUUGCAUUUUAUUACCAACAGAAUACUUACCAACAAUAUUUGGCUGCAAAGGAGUUAAAGAAGCAGUCUUGGAGAUACCACAGAAAGUAUAACACUUGGUUUCAGCGGCAUGAAGAGCCCAAAGUUGCUACUGAUGAAUAUGAGCAGGGAACUUAUGUGUACUUUGAUUUCCAUAUUGCAAAUGAUGACAUGCAACAUGGAUGGUGUCAAAGAAUUAAGACUGAAUUCACUUUUGAGUAUAAUUAUCUUGAAGAUGAUCUCCUUGUAUAAAAGACGCCACCCGCUUGGGAUCUUCAAUUUUAAAAAUGGUAAUUACCGGUAUAAGAUACCAAAAAGAAAAAAUAUGAAAUUAUGCUACUAUUCAUGCGGUUAAAGACCUGACCGUUCAGCUUGCUGCGUUAAGUUGAAGCAUAUUUCUUCAACUUUUUCCCUGAGAUGUACGUAUUAUUUGGAGAAAUGCUCUGCAUUCAGAAGGACCGAGUUAUUUCCCAUAUUGAUCGAUGUUUGUUACAGUGUAGCUAUUCUUUUUAAGACCGAUAUGCAAAGAUUGAUUUCGGAGGUAUCUUGAAGUGUUUGAGAUUCUUUGGUUCUCUAUAUUGGCCCUUCCAAAUCUUUGUUAUGCCUAACAUCUCAUUUUAGCUGAUAAGCUUAUUAUCCUCAAACAUUGGUAGUCUCUACUUUACAAAGCCUUGUUUGUUGGUUU
This is a messenger RNA of Vigna radiata var. radiata (mung bean), 3263 nucleotides long. RefSeq names its product general negative regulator of transcription subunit 3-like. Gene Ontology annotation, biological process: nuclear-transcribed mRNA poly(A) tail shortening; regulation of DNA-templated transcription. Bases 149 to 2830 code for a protein of 893 amino acids. Lineage: Eukaryota; Viridiplantae; Streptophyta; Magnoliopsida; Fabales; Fabaceae. The transcript has 17 exons. The record is from RefSeq and is a predicted model, not a curated record. Gene Ontology annotation, cellular component: CCR4-NOT core complex; P-body; nucleus.